CAACCCACAAUUUUCCCUCUUCCGCCUAAUCUCUCUCUCACACACAUUACAAAGACACACAGAGAAGCACACAUAAAGACAGAAAGAAAGAAAGAAAGAUGUUGGAAGGUUUGACAGAAGCCAUAACAGCAUAUACAGGGUUAUCACCAACCGCUUUCUUUACGGUAGUUGCUUUGGGUGUGGCGGCGUACUAUGUUGUGUCCGAAUUGUUUGGUGGGUCGGAUCCAUAUGUACCACAGAGGUCGACUUCGAGUGAAGAGAUGGAACCUCUUCCUCCACCGGUUCAGCUGGGAGAAGUUACACCCGAAGAGUUGAAACAGUAUGAUGGUAGUGAUCCCAAGAAGCCUCUUCUUAUGGCUAUCAAAGGUCAGAUCUAUGAUGUCUCUCAAAGCAGGAUGUUUUAUGGACCGGGUGGUCCUUAUGCAUUGUUUGCCGGAAAAGAUGCUAGCAGAGCUCUUGCAAAAAUGUCCUUUGAAGAGAAAGACUUGACCGGUGACAUCACUGGUCUUGGCAUGUUUGAACUUGAUGCCUUAACUGAUUGGGAAUAUAAGUUCAUGAGCAAGUAUGCUAAGGUUGGAACCAUCAAAACCCCUGAAACCGCACCUGAACCAUCAACCGCUGACCAACCUGCUGAGUCCAGUGCUGCCCAUUCCACUGAGACCAUUGCAGAUCAAGCUACUGAGUCUGGUUCGGCCCAACCAACUGAGACCACCGCUGAUCAGCCUACGGAAUCUAGUGUCGCCCAACCAAAGGAAACCACUGCAGAGCCCUCUGCUGCAUCCCAACCUGCCUAGUCUGCAUCAGCAUCAGAAAAAACAGCCACAAUAACAGAGAGGAGUUUAUAACGUUUGGUAAUCGAUUGUGUGAUCAUUGCUUAAAAUUUUUAUAGUAUCUUUCUUUCAUAAUAGGAAUAUAAACCCAGCCAACUAUACUAUUUCUGGUGUUAUGUUAUAUGGGUCAUGGUCAUUAUAUGAGACUUCAUUAAACAUCAUUUUAACA
Molecule: messenger RNA, 999 nt
Organism: Erigeron canadensis
Lineage: Eukaryota; Viridiplantae; Streptophyta; Magnoliopsida; Asterales; Asteraceae
Product: membrane steroid-binding protein 1-like
Exons: 2
Coding region: 99-794 (231 amino acids)
Cellular component (GO): endomembrane system; membrane
Source: RefSeq, a predicted model, not a curated record